This is a messenger RNA of Aspergillus homomorphus CBS 101889, 3568 nucleotides long. RefSeq names its product nuclear import receptor MTR10. Gene Ontology annotation, biological process: protein import into nucleus. Gene Ontology annotation, cellular component: cytoplasm; nuclear membrane. The transcript is spliced from 8 exons. The record is from RefSeq and is a predicted model, not a curated record. Lineage: Eukaryota; Fungi; Ascomycota; Eurotiomycetes; Eurotiales; Aspergillaceae. Bases 257 to 3172 code for a protein of 971 amino acids. Gene Ontology annotation, molecular function: small GTPase binding.
CUAAAUCAAACUUCCCCUCCCUUUCCCUCCCUCCUCCCCCAAAUCUUCCGCCACUCUACUUGAGGGUUUUGCGCUGAGAUCCCUCUCCUUGAUCUUCCUUCUUUAAUGUCAUUUUUAAUGAGUGUAUAUGAUCUCACUGCAUAGGUGUUAAGCCUUCCGGCCUGGCUGAACCCCUCUUUCCUCUCCCAAUUCCAUCCACUACAAUCAACUUCCUCCCCUCCUGAACAUCCCCCCCACCUCCCUCAGUCAACAAACUAUGACGAGCAAGGAGGGGGCUACAGGGCAGGCCUUUGGCCCGGUCCUGGCCGCAGUCGCUACCAUGCAAGGAAAUGUGUCGCGCGCCGAAAAGACGCAUGCCCAUGAAUUCCUAGAGAAUUUUCAGAAAUCGGUCGAAGCUUGGACUAUCACCCAUGAAAUGUUACAGUCUCCCGAUGUUCCUGUCGAAGCCAAGUUGUUCGCAGCGACGACGUUGAAAGGAAAGAUCAUCUUCGAUCUCGACCAGUUGCCGGCCGAAUCCGUAGUCGCGCUCAGAGACUCUAUUCUGAACCUGCUCGUGGGUUUUGCUGCAGGCCCUCGACCAAUCCAGACACAGUUAUGCGUAUGCUUGGCCAGUCUGGCUAUCCAGAUGCUUACAUGGAAGGACGUGCUCCCAACCGUGGGUGCUGCACUGGGGAGCAGCGCAGGAGACUGUGUGUUGGAAUUCCUCAAGAUUCUCCCGGAAGAAGUGACGGAAGGUCGCAAGAUCAAUCUGAGUGAAGAUGACCUCAUCAUGCGCACAAAAGAGCUCUUGGAGGACAACGCUGAACAGGUGAUGCACCUCUUGAUCCAAUAUGCACAAUCGUCACCGACUGCAUCCACUAAUCCGCGUCUCCUGGAUUGUAUUACUUCAUGGAUGCGCGAGAUUCCGGCAUCAAAGAUUGUCGAAUCGCCUUUGAUGGACGUCAUCUUGAAGGGACUUGACGACGAAAGAUCUUUCGAGGCUGCAGUAGACAGCAUGUGUACAUUGUACCGAGACACCCGCGAAGUCGACGAUUCGCUUGCAAUUAUUCAGGCCUUGUAUCCGCGCAUCAUCUCGCUUCGCCCCAAGAUCGCUGAAUUCGCUGAAUCCGAAGAUACCGACGCCUAUAAGGGAAUUACGAGGCUUUUCGCAGAAGCUGGUGAAGCUUGGGUUGUGCUGAUCGCACGCCUACCAUCCGAGUUCCGUGGUCUUGUUGAGGCAGUCCUGGAAUGUUGCGCUAGGGAUUGGGAGCGAGAUGCGAUCUCGCUUACCUUUGUUUUUUGGUACGAACUGAAGCAGUACGUUACGUUGGAUCGAUACGCAGACGCCCGGGUAAACCUGAGCGACGUCUUCUCUCAGUUGGUGGACAUCAUGGUCAAGCACCUCGAGUAUCCUGGACCCGAAGAAGGCGAGACCGAUUUGUUCGGAGGUGAUCGUGAACAGGAAGAGAAAUUCCGACAUUUCCGCCACUCUAUGGGAGAUGUACUCAAGGACUGCUGCGCUGUCAUUGGAGUCACCGAAUGCUUGACCAAGGCAUAUCAUCUGAUCCAGCAAUGGGUCUCCAAGUACGCGUCGCAGUCCAGCGAUGAGCACGUCCCUCACUGGCAAGAGCUCGAGGCACCAUUGUUCAGCUUGAGAGCUAUGGGACGCAUGGUAGAUCCGGAGGAAAGCGUCGUCCUGACGCAAGUUAUUCCCUUAAUUGUGCAGAUUCCCAACCAAGAGAAGGUGCGAUUCCAGGCUAUCAUGGCGCUUGCCCGCUACACGGAGUGGACUGCUCAACAUCCCGAGACUCUGGAGGCACAAUUGAACUAUGUCAUCUCUGGCUUCCAGCAUAGCUCUCCUGAAGUUGUUCAGGCUGCUGCUUUGGCCUUCAAGUAUCUGGGUACAGAUUGUCAAAAGCUGCUUGGAGGUCACAUUGCUCAACUCCAUACCUUCUACGAAUCAGUCCUCGACAAGUUGAAGCCGGCGAGCCAGGAGGAGGUCACCGAGGGUGUGGCAGCCGUGGUUGCAGUUCAGCCUCUGGAAAAGAUCUACGAGACCUUGAAAUUGUUCUGUGACCCCAUCAUGGCUCGCAUCAUGAACCUAGCAAACAACGCUCAAGAUGAAGAGAGCCAGCGGGCCGUUGCUGAUCACAUUGGGUUGAUUACCAUAUUCGUCAUGGUUGUGAACCCGUAUGUCUCUCCAGGUGAAGAAAACCCCGCCGUGAAGUACUGUGGUGAGAUCCUGCCCAUCAUGAGUACAAUCGCGCUGAACUUCACAUCAUCCACGCCAAUCCUCGAAAGAGUUUGCCGUUGCUGGCGUAAUAUGAUCAUCUCCUACCGGACCGCAAUGACUCCUCUGCUCCCAACUUUGGCUCAAAGCCUUGCUAGUGGUUUCCAGGCAUCGCGGGAAGGAUGUUUCUUGUGGGCCACUGAUGCCGUCGUGCGCGAGUUCUCGGAAGGUGCCGAAUUCGUCGACGCGAACACAAGCCAGGCCGUCUUCCAGUUCUACGAACAGCAAGCAAUUGCGUUCCUGCGUAUUCUGAAUGAUUUGCCUCCCGAGAACCUACCGGAUGUCAUCGAGGAUUUCUACCGCCUUUCCUCUGAUGCGAUCCGGUUCUAUCCUAAGGAAUGCAUCACGUCUACCCUCUCGGUUCCCAUAUUCUCAGCCGCCCUGAGUGCCCUCACCCUUCAGCAGAUCGACCCUCUGAUUGCCACCCUGCACUACUACCAUGAUCUGUUUAGCUUUGCAUUUGAGAAGCCAGCGGUUUCCGAGUUCACCACAUCGGAUGGCAAUGCAUACUCGACACCUAUUGAAGUCCGUGAGGCCGUAAAACAGCUCAUUGCAUCCCAGGGUCAACUGCUUGUCCAGCGAAUCCUUACGGGCAUGAUGUUCACGUUCCCUGGCGAGUGUUUCCCAGAUGCAUCAAGUGUCUUGAUGUCCAUGUUCGAAUUGAUGCCUGAAGACGCGGGAACUUGGCUGCAGUCCACUCUACAAAUGCUCCCUGCGGGUACGAUGAAGCAAGGUGAGGCGGAGCGUCUAUUGAAGGGGCUGUUUGACAAAAUCCAGUCGGGUGAAACGCGGAAGAUCCGCGUAUUGCUCCAAGACUUCACCAACUCGUACCGCCGCAGAAAUGUGGCCCCCAGAGACGGACUUGGCCGACUUGAGGCCACUCGCUUCCGAUUCAGUGGAUAGAGGUUCGGAAAGUAGUGGAACCAGGACUGAGCAAGUCAUGGAACAGCACCGCUGAGGAUGUUGGGAGUGACACCCACCACCCACCGACGCUCAGCCCUCGAGUCGUGGCGGACAUACACGAAAUUUUUCCGCGCCUACGGCAUCUAUCUGGGAGAUUCGGCAUGCGUUCGUGCGUUGAGAAUCCUAUCAGAUUGCCCCUCAUGUAUUUUCCUCCCCCCAGCAUCAGCAUCGCCCAUACACGGUUGCAUCCGGUCGUUCCAUAAACCAUUCGGGGGUGAUGAGCCGCCACGACCCAUCUGGGGGCAGCAAGCGAACAGAGCAGCUCGCACCAUUACCCACUCUGUAAAAGCUUGAGACCAUUAGUAUUAUAGUGUAGGAAUCUUAGAUAUAUCACAG